Rhizophagus irregularis DAOM 181602=DAOM 197198 is the source of this 1833-nucleotide messenger RNA. NCBI's taxonomy places the organism in Eukaryota, Fungi, Glomeromycota, Glomeromycetes, Glomerales, Glomeraceae. The record is from RefSeq and is a predicted model, not a curated record.
AUGUAUACCUCAACUAUUUCCGACCAAACUGAUCAAGGAACUCUCGCCCGCUACGACGGUGCCAACCCCGGUGAAUACUUGAGUGACUCAGUUAGCUAUAAUAAUGAUUCUGAUUGUGGAUCAGAUGAUUAUAAUAACUACGAGUCUAAUUAUGAGUCCGAUAAUGAAAAAGCUCCCUGCGCUUCAACCAGCACUACUGAAGCUGUAAAAGAACGAAAGGUUAAUGUGACAUAUACUUUGAGGCAAGAAAACUUCAAUGAUAAAUUUUCCCCUAAAGAUUUGCUAAAUACCAUUCGGGGGAUUCUCUCAUCAUCGCCUAGAGAUAUGUCAGACGAUAAAGGAUCGUUGGAUUGCCUUCCAAUCUAUUCGUUCCUCUUUCCAAAUGAAAAAGGCUCUAACAACAUUUCUGAAGUAUAUGGUCUACCUGGGAUUCACGAAUGUAUUAAUAGACAAAAACCUUUAAGAGCCGUGAUUGACAUAGAUGCUUUGCAAGAAGAUAUGGAAGUGACUGGUGUUAAGGCACAAGAAGUAUUCUUUCGAAUCUGCCUAUCUUUCAUAAGAGCUUUGUAUCGAAUUCUUGAUUGUAGCUGGGAGGAUAUUCUUAAAGGGUUAAUAGUUACUACAUCAACGGAUCCUAACAAAUGUAGUUAUCAUAUUUUUUAUGCACUAGCUUUCCUUAUUGAUCAUCAUGAACUCAAAGCGUUUACAGAAUUAGCAUAUACCAUAACCGGUGAAAAAUUUGGCAAGGUUCAACUGCCUCCUAGAUUGGGACUUGAAGUAAGACCUCAGAUGCUUAGUGAAGAAAAAAAUAAUAAUCCACUAAGAAUAAUCGUGGGUCAGAAUGUAUUGCAAAAAUGCGCGAAUCUUAUUUUGCAAAAGCAUUCUAACUAUCUUAGGGAUUGGACUAUCAAAGAAAAAGAUUCGGAAAACUUCGUAUAUUUCAACCGGAAAGGUCCACUAGAAUGUUCACUAUGUAAACGUAUACAUGACAAAGAUCAGCAGUGGUUCAGUCGUGUAUAUGCCAGCAAUGGAACAUUCAUUGUAAAAUGCUUCUGGCAAGAUACUGAUGAACUUAGGGAAGUUUUUGAAUGCGACCCAUCUAUUGCAGAAAAAAUUCAGCAAGAAAAUAAAAAUUCUCCACAAUCUUUCCACAAGGUAAAGGCUCCGGGUUUCCCUAAAGCUUUCGUAAAAAUGCCAUCUUGGGUCAAGUAUAUUGAUCCCCUUACAGCGACAGAAACAUAUGAGGAGAGAUAUGUAAGAUCAUUACCCAAUGAAGGCGAUAUAUAUGUGAAGUCGCCUUGGGAAACAGGAAAAACAUAUGUUCUUAAAAAUUUGGUUAUUCCUGAUGACGUAAACUUACUAGUACUGUCUACGCGCUACUCUUACUCGAAUGCUGUUACUACAAGGCUUAAUCAUAGGUCAUAUUUUGAUAUUGAUGGUAAUAUAAAUCUACCCGAUCACAAGAGGGUGGUAUGUCAAAUAGAGAGUUUACAUCGUAUUGUUAAUAAAUGCAAAUGUAAUAAAAAAUGCAAAUGCCUCCCAAUCCAAUAUGACUUAUGGCUUGAUGAAAUAGUAUCUAUAAUUGCUCAAGCACAAAGUCGACUGGCGGGACAAUCAAUAGAGAGAUUAUAUAAAUUAAUCCAAGAGGCUAGACAGAUUAUUGUCAUGGAUAAUGAUCUUACUGAUCUAAAUAUUGAAUGGAUUAAGCCCCUUCGCAAGGAUAAACCAUUUUCAGUUAUCUACAAUACUUACCAGCCUCAGAAUGGUAAAACAUUCCGCUUGGCUCUUAAUAAAGACGGAAACUGUGUUAGCCGAACUCUGGGAUUGGGCUAG